Acanthosepion pharaonis is the source of this 564-nucleotide messenger RNA. The record is from the annotation of a GenBank genome assembly. NCBI's taxonomy places the organism in Eukaryota, Metazoa, Mollusca, Cephalopoda, Sepiida, Sepiidae.
AUGUUCAUCCUACCAUCUCUCUUGAAGGAAGUGGUUAUUUUUGUUACUGUUGUUGCUGCUAUUCUCUUAACCCAUCAUUGUCUAUCUAUCGGUCUAUCUAUCUCAAUCCGUCAUUGUAUAUCUAUCAAUCUAUCUAUCUCAAUCCGUCAUUGUAUAUCUAUCAAUCUAUCUAUCUCAAUCCGUCAUUGUAUAUCUAUCAGUCUAUCUCAACCCGUGAUUGUAUAUCUAUCUCAACCCGUCAUUGUAAUCUAUCAAUCUAUCUAUCUCAACCCGUCAUUGUAUAUCUAUCAGUCUAUCUAUCUCAACCCUUUAUCUUUGUCAACCCAUCAUUAUCUAUCAGUUUAUCUCUGUCAACCAGUCAUUAUCUCUCUCUCUCUCUCUCUCCCAACCUGUCAUUAUCUAUCUCUCCCUGCCAACCUGUCAUUCAUUAUCUAUCUCUCUUUCUCUCAACCUGUCAUUAUCUAUCUCUCUUUCUCUCUCUCUCUUAACCUGUCAUUAUCUAUCUCUCUUUCUCUCUCUCUCUUAACCUGUCAUUAUCUAUCUCUCUUUCUCUCUCUCUCUUAA